UGGAAAUCUACAGUUUUUGGAGUGAAAAAGACCUCUAUCCAUGGCCAGUAUUAAGGUAUUGGUUUGCUUUGAAAUAUGGCUGUCAAGCUGCAUUUAAACAAACAAGUAGCAGAGGUGCAUCAGAAGCAGAUCCUUCCAACUUCAUUGAAAAACAAGCUAUUGAUGCAGUGACUGAUAUUAACAUGCUCAGGGUGUUCAAGACUUUUCUUGAGACCACACCACAACUUUUUCUUCAGAUUUACAUCCUCAUGGAAAAUGGCAAAACUCAUUUCUAUCAAUAUGCUGCCAUUAUGAUGUCUUUUUGUGGUAUCUCCUUAACAAUGGUUGAUUAUCAGAUAUCACUACGAAAAUCUCUGCCUGACAAAGAUGAAUUUCGUGUGCUUUCCAAGUUCACAUACCUCUUCUAUAAAUUGCUUACCAUCACUUCAUGGAUACUCAGUAUUUCAUUGAUCACUCUACUCAGUGUCAGAAUUUCUGUAAUUCUGAUGAUAUUUCUUUGGAUCGGUGGCUUCGCUUGGACUUUGAAACAGCAUACAACAUUUUGCAAGUCUAAGAAGAUGGAAUAUCUGUACAGGACUGUAGUUGGAAUCAUUCUAAUUUUUUCAUUUUUUAACAUAAAGGGGAGAAGAACAAAAGUCUGCAUUUCUAUUUAUUAUGCUACUCACACUGUAGUGACUCUAGGUAUUUUGUUUGUAUAUAUGUUCUGGAAACCUUCCAUUAUCAAAGAAAUAUGUUUUCUUACAAUUGUAAGCAUCUUAACUGUUUUGAGCCUGGUGUUAGGUAUUAUUUUUCUUGUUGUUUAUUACAGUCAUUUUCAUCCCAGUACUUACUGCACACCUCAGGCAUAUUCAGAUGAAGUUGAUGGAGUAGCAGGGCAAAAAGUUAGAGUGAAAACUGGUAGAUUUCAGAAUUUCUUAAUGCAAUGAACAUUACAGGUUUUUUUUUGGUUUUUUUUUUUUUGGUUUCUUUUGGUUUGUUUGUUUUGAGGUUUUUUUUUGUUUUUGUUUUGGUUUUGGUUUGAUUAUUUUUGUGGCCUUAAAAGCAAAUUCUUGCUGGACAGUGUGUUUCUCCGUUAUUGUUACUUGUGUAUCAUCACUGAGGAGUACAUAGUGGACCAGAGUUGUUGGCUUUGAAUAGCUAUUUGUUUUCCACUAUACAAAGACUCUGUAACAUGAACAUUUAUGUGCUGGUGAAAGUUAGUUUGUCAAAGAAACAAUUUAAUCUAUUCAUCCAACACAAUUCACAGUUUUAGUUUUUUAGCAAUGCAAAUGUAACAUAGAAAAAACUAAGAAUUAAAUGAAAUAUAGCAUU
Messenger RNA from Vidua chalybeata, 1311 nucleotides. RefSeq names its product XK related 9 (gene XKR9). The transcript has 3 exons. Gene Ontology annotation, biological process: apoptotic process involved in development; phosphatidylserine exposure on apoptotic cell surface; engulfment of apoptotic cell. The record is from RefSeq and is a predicted model, not a curated record. Gene Ontology annotation, cellular component: plasma membrane. The coding region runs from base 183 to 926 and encodes 247 amino acids. NCBI's taxonomy places the organism in Eukaryota, Metazoa, Chordata, Aves, Passeriformes, Viduidae.